Colletotrichum karsti is the source of this 4734-nucleotide messenger RNA. RefSeq lists its product as uncharacterized. Gene Ontology annotation, molecular function: protein binding. Gene Ontology annotation, cellular component: P-body. The transcript has 2 exons. Gene Ontology annotation, biological process: deadenylation-independent decapping of nuclear-transcribed mRNA. Bases 1 to 4734 code for a protein of 1577 amino acids. NCBI's taxonomy places the organism in Eukaryota, Fungi, Ascomycota, Sordariomycetes, Glomerellales, Glomerellaceae. The record is from RefSeq and is a predicted model, not a curated record.
AUGGUGUCUCCUUUGCCUGCGGCGCCGACACCUCCCGGUGGCAGCGUGCCUUCAAACGGCGAUCGCACCACCAAUCUGUUGAAUCUGCUCAAGUUUAGCGGUGCUGGCGGCCAAGCUUCACAGGCGCAGUCGCAACCUCAAUCUCAACCCCAAGCUCACCAGGAACCCGCCAGCUAUCAGCAGCAUCAACACCAUCAUUCGCAGUCUUCUCAGCAAUCCCAGCAGCAGCAGCAUCUUCAGCACCAGCAGGACUAUCAGCAGUCGCCCCAGCAGCACCACCAGCAGCCGCAACUGCAUCAGUCUCAGCACCAGCAGACGAUGCCUUCGUCCAUCCCGACACAAAUCGUCGCUCCCGCCCGCGCUCCCGCCGAUCCCACCGGUCUGCUCGCCGCUCUGAUGAAAGGAGCACACGACGGCGAUGAGUCGAGACCGGAGCCAUCCCAGAACGGCUCCUUCGCAAACUUUGGCGCGUCUUCGCCUCCCGACGACACUCGCGCAUACCUGCUGAAUCUGCUGAACCGCCCGAAGCCUAGCCAGAACGACAUGCUCCUGACCGAGUCGGCUCGCUCUAGCUUGCUCAGUCCCGCCCCCCAGCCCGGCGAGAACAUCCUUGGGAGAGUCCUCGCCGAGGCCGGUCAAGCUCCCUCCAACCUGUCGCACAUGUCCUCGAACUCCUUCGAGUAUGAUCCCAACAGCUACGCUCAAUCAAGUGGCAAUUACGGGACCUACUCGUUCCCUUCGACCCAGGACUCCAACCUGCAGCCUGCUCACCCGCAGCACCAGCAGCAAUACGGCUACAACAAGGCCAACAACAGCUUCGAGGAGCCUCAGAUCGCGUCGCCACAGAACCGCACACCCAAGUCUGGUUCCAUCUCGGGUAUCGCCCCACCUCAGUCUGCUGGCCAGUCACCUGCCGGCCCGGCUUUCCAGAUCCUGAAAAAGACCCACGAUUCCCCGAGCUCCCAUCACGGAAGCGAAAGCAAGCGCAUCAACAGCGAGCGCAGCCCUCUCGCCUCCCCCGAGCGUGUCCGCCACAGCAUUGGACACGGUUCUUCCCCUGCCGACAAGCUUGCUAACCCUACGCCUGGCUCAACUGCCUCGUUUGCGAGCAUACCCGCCGCGGACAAGAACAAGGAGACGGUCUCGGAGGCCAUCCACGACAUUGCCGAGCAGGCGGACCUCGAGGCCCAACAGGCUCUGGCUCGCGCUGAGGAAGAGCAGUCGCGGCCGGAGUACCUGCAGGAUCUCGAAGACAUGGACACCGCCCGGACCGAGAAAGAGUUCGAGGCGAGCGCCCACCACGCCGCCCAGGCCAUCAAGAAGGAGCUUGACCGCGAGGAGAACAGGGACCUCCUCGAGCGGGUCGUCUCUGCCGAGGUGGCGGAGGAGGUUCGCGAGAUCGUCGAGGAAGCUGCCGCACACGCCGUCGCCGACAGCUGGGAGAGCGCCGACCAGGACGAGAUCGUGGUGAUUGAAGAGGAAACUCCUUCGCCCGUCAAGGUCUUCAACUUCCCCAUGAAGCCUUGGAUCUCAAUCGGUCUGCAGGAUGGAGCCACCGACCCCCGCCCCCAAUUCCGUGAUGAUGCCAUCAUGGAUAUUGCGCGACUCAAGAAGGAGUUUGAUCAGAUCGACCGCAACCUUUACACUGCGACCGAGAACUACAUGGCCUACGGUAUGUCCAAGGCUGGUGGUCUUCGUGUCAUUCGACAGGAUGACGGCAAGGACGCCAAGAUCUUCACUGACACCAAGGACCGCAUCUUCAACGUUGCCAUGUCCGUCACCCCCGCCGACCAUACCGGCAUCCAUCGCGAGGCCAUCAUCGGCACCGGCAUCAGCGGCACGGUCUACUGGGUCCAGAUCAAGAGCGGCGAGAAGGACCACAUCGAGGACGCCCACCCUGAGCAGUACGGUUUUGCUCUGCCUCCUAUGGCUUCCCACGAAGGUGGCGAUGCCCCCGGUGGUGUCCUCAAGACCCGCGCCCGGACGUCGACUAUUCACCCCGAGUUCUUUGCUGUCGGCCGUGGCAAGUCGAUCAACAUCGUCUGGCCCACCUACAUCAUGCAGAACAACCUCUUCAAGCCCGGUCACGACCGUGUUGUUGACACCGAGAAGCUGGCCAAGCAGUGUUCGUUGAAGAUCAAUACUGGUAAGGCCGGUAAAGACUUCACCUUCAGUCAGGAUGACAGCGUGAUAGUGUCUCUUGACAAGUCUGGCCGUGUCAAGUUCUGGGAUGUCCGGGAUCUCACUGCCGCCCAGGAGGGCAGCGACCCGCGCUGGCCCAUGCCGGCGCACACCUCUCUUGAGAUCAAGGAGCCUCUUAUGACUCUCACCAGCACUCCCGAGGGUGAGAAGGCCUGGCCCACCUCUGUUCUCCUGGUUGAUAAGCUCCGCCCGUACCAGAAGCGCUGCGCCCUGCGCUACAUGAUUAUCGGCAUGAAGCAGAACCACACCCUGCAGCUUUGGGAUCUUGCCCUCGGCAAGCCGGUCCAGGAGUUCAACCUGCCGCACAGCAAAGAGUCUGACGCUGUCUGCAGCGUCAUGUACCACCCUCCGACUGGCAUGCUCGUCAUCGGCCACCCGACCCGCAACUCGAUCUACUUCGCGCAUCUUUCGGCUCCUAAGUACAACCUCAAGAGCGUGUCGCAGGUUGAGUACAUCCAGCGCCUGGUCGCUCAGGACACAUCCAUCCCGCAGCCAGACUCGACCGCCGUUAUCAGCGGCGUGCGCGAGUACUCGUUCGCGAACCGUGGAAUCCUCCGCAGCCUCGACAUCCUCUCCAGCCCUGCCAUGAGCCAGGAGACUGACGAGCCGACUCUCUUCGAGCUCUAUGCGAUGCACUCCAAGGGUGUCGCCUGCCUCUUGAUCAAGCAGGCUGAGCUUGGCUGGUCAAAGGACAACAAGGUCUUGGCUCCUGUCGAUGCCGUCGAAGCUGGCGUCGUUACCAUCUCCAAACUCAAGCCGCCUGCCGCUCAGCCUGCCGAGCCUGCCCACCAGAACAACGACGUGGGACACCCAUCGGCUCGCAACAUCGCUAAGGAGUCUCUCCUCCAGACCACUCCUUCCCAAGACGAUAACACUCCUCGUCGCGGCCCCGAAUCCGUGACUCCGGUCAAGAUUAUCAAGGCUGAAGCGAAGGAGGACGACACACCGGCUCCUGCCCCUCCCGUAAAGGAAGAGAAGCAGGAACGCAAGAGCCGAAAGAAGAAGGCAGCUGCCGCCGCCGCCGCCGCUGCCGCCGCUGCUGCCACCGAUCCCCAGUCCAACGGAUCUCCUCGUGCUGGUCCUUCCAACGGCAAAGACAAGCAACAGCAACAAUCUUCCAACACCAUCACCCAGGAGUCCGUCGAGACCGCGAUCAGCAGCAUGGAGUCACGCCUGCAGAACAGCUUCAACGGCCUCCUCAACUCAUCCUUCAAGACGCUUCACAGCCGCAUCGACGAUGGUCUGCGCGCCCGCGAGGCCGACUUCACCGAGCGCCAGGGUCAGCUCCUUAACAUGGUGUCUGACGUCCUCAACGAGAACACCCAGAAGGUGCUCCACGCGCUCAUCAACGAGCAGUUCAGCAACGCCGUCAUUCCCGCCAUUUCCGAUGUGGCUUCGAAGGCGGUGUCUGACCAGUUCUCCAAGAGCAUGAACGCCCAGGUUUCCCACUCUGUUCAGAAGGAGAUUCACAAGGCCCUUCCUUCCGCGACUCAGCACGCGCUGCAGAACGGCGAAUUUGUGAAGGCCAUCUCUGACAGAGUUGGUUCGAACGUCGCGGCCAGUGUUCAGCAGGAGGUCGUUAACACCUUGACCGCGCGUCUAGGUCCUUCCUUCACCAACAUGGCGGUUCAGGCUUGCCAGCGCGUCGCCGGCGAACUGCAGAAACAGCACCGCACCGAGAUGGAGGCCAUCAACGCUCAGCGUCUCGCCGAGACCAAGAAGAUUGACCAGCUGACCAACGUCGUCACUCAGCUCAUGGGCACAGUCUCCAGCAUGGCGGCUACCCAGGAGCAGUACCAGAACGAGUUUGUCAAGCUUCAACAGCACAUGGUUUCUCAGCAGCAAAUGAUUCGUGUCCAGGCUCAGCAGCAGCAGCAACAGCAACAGCAGCCUCAGGUGCCGCAUCACCACGCGGCGCCUUCCUACAACGCCCCCUCAGUUGUCAGCCAGGUCCCUAGCACGACGCAGAGCCACGUCUACAGCAACGUUCAGAGUCCCGACCGCGCCUCUCAUCACUCCAUGGGCUACGGCCACUCCCAGGCUUUGACCGUCGCGAAAAACCAGGAGAUGGACGCCGAUCUCCAGUCUCGUAUUGCUGUCAUCAACCAAUCCAUGAAGGAGGGUAGGGCCGAAGAGGCUGUCGUCCGAUGGAUGCAGUCUGGCCGUGAGCAAGAGGUGUUUGAGAAGUACAUGUCGAAGUACAGCCCUGAGUUCGUUCGUAACCUGCCUCAUCUGGUUCUCUUGACGGUGACCGCGACCGUCAGCUUGAACCUGGAGUCUUACACUCGUGAGCGAAUUGCUUGGCUUGAAAUGGUCGUCCACAGCCUGCAGGUCUCUCUGGGCAACAUGGAUGAGGAUGCUCGCGCAGUUACGCCAAAGAUUAUGGGUAUGCUGGUGGCUCGUGUCGAGGGACUCUUCGUCCGCAUCAGCAGCUCGGCGGGCAACGACCCGGUUCUCAAGAACCUGUCGCAGAUCAUCAUGAACGCCAAGCGCGUCAUCGAUGCCUGCCAGGACGAGCCCCAGUACGCUUAA